AAAGAAACUAUAUUUUCUGAAAAUUGAUAUAGCAACCAAGAUAUCAACUUAUAUCCUAUAUAAACACUUGCAUCUUUCGCCAAAUGUAUAACUUUCCGCUGGAUUCAGUACAUUACAUUAAAGGAAUCUUUAAGUAAAGUAAUGGAUGAAAUUGCAAAAAUAGAUAAAGCUGUAGCAAGCUUGUGCAAAGGCGAUGACAAAAAAAGUGAUGCUAUGAUGAUGAUGGCACCAGACAGCAAUUGGGACCAGUUCUUAACACCAGCUCCAUGUGCCAUUGCUUUGUUGGGAGAUUUAAUAUUAAUUUCAGCCGACACAGACUUUAGUCUUGACGAAAAACCACCCAGGGAUGGCUUCAAGCUACUCCGGUAUCCAAAUUCAUUCCGAGCAUCAUUAGUUCAAGUCAGCAAUGCUGGAUGGGGAGCAUUUAAUGAGGCACAUACCAGUAUGGAUCAAAUUCGUCUUCAUAGUGGUAACGUGGAUGGUCAUGUUAAAAAUGCCGUUAAAUUUCUUAUGCAAGGUUCACCGGAUGAAGUAAAUAGAAUGUUACCUAUGUCACUGUCUAAAAUACAGAACAUCGCUGACGAAAGCUUGGUACUUGCUAAAGCCAUUGAAGACCGAUUUAUUGGAGUUAUGGAAUUGACAGGAGAACUUCUUGAAGCAUCUACUAAUACGAAAGGGGUUUAUGAUGAAAAAACAAAAGAAACUGAAAUAGCAAUUGAAGUCGCAAGAACAGAAAGAGAGUCAAGAAUGAAAGAAAUAAAAAACACAGAAAAAAGACUGAGCAACAUGGACAAGGAGGUAAAAGAUGCACAAUCAGACUUUAAGGAGGCGAUUGAUAAAAUUCCAUCAGGAGGUGAUUUAAUUGGAAUAGCCGUUUGUGAAGCAGUGAUAGAAGGAGUACGUAAUAUUACUAGUUUUCCAAGCAAAAUUUCAGAGGGGAUAAAGAAGAAACUAGGAACAGCUGCUAGCAAUGAUGAAGUUGGUGAAAGAGAUGAUGCGUAUUUUGAUAACGAACUAUCAAGACACCGUGUCUUCUCUCAAGUAUCAACAAUCACCAGGUAUAUCUACCAGCUUGUGGAGAUUACAACAGGUAAAACUGAUGACAGUGGUCAGCAAUGUCCUGAUAUGGCAAGGAUAAACCAUGGUGAUUUAGGUCGCAUCCAGCAAUUCAUUGAAACAGCUAGAAAUCAUGUCACUAGUGAGGUGAAUAGUGGAGAACUUCGUGAAAGGGUAUUAAAAUUAUGUGAUAAUGCUGUUGACAUUUGCAGUACACUCCAACGUCUAGCUAAAAGUAUGGCAGAUUUAGAAAAUAGAAAUGCUGUUGUUUUGGAAGCUGUUAACAAAAGUAAAUGCCUUCAGAAUGAAUCUCAAAAACUCGAGGUAGAGGCACACAAAGCACUUGGAAGAAAUCCACUGGAUAACAAAUCACCUCAUUUAUCCAAAAUGCCUACACAGAGUGGAAGUUCUUCUGCAGUUACAGCAGCGACUGAGAAUGCUCGUUAUAAAACGGAGCUAGCGAAAGAAACCCUGCGAGAUGCAAAACGACGUCAGGAAAAAUCAGCUGAUGAAUUACAAGAGUCCAAUGAAAAACUGACAAAAGUUUUAAUGGACAUGGCAAAACUUGACCUAAAGAAGAUUGACUUUGACACUAUUCGUGAAACUUUAGUUAAUGGUAUUAAGGCAUUAGCUGAAGUAAGAGAGCAGUGGGGAAAACUUGUUCGUUUCUUUCAGAUGCUGUCCAAUCUAAUCAAAUGUUGUCUGCACUCUUCUCUGACGGAUUUGUAGACCAGGCAACAGUUGGUCGUGAAAUACAAAUGACGAGUAAUGCUGCACCAUUAUCUGAUAUAUUUAGGGAUGUCAUUUUUGAACAAGCAUCAAAAGCAAGCCAAGUUGCUUACGUAGUGCGUACAAUUGCUGGAACCUAUGUUCAAAUAUCUAAUGAACAUUUGAUGGAUCGAAUCACAUGCUUAGGACGUUUAGUAGCUCUGGAUCCCAAGAAAGAUGAACAUGAAAUAAGGAGGAAACGAGAGGAACUACAUAAUGGUUGUCAAGAAGCACAAAAAGCUAUACUCUCUAUUGUAAUGAAACAGAAAGCGGAAUUCAACGCAAAAGUGGAAGAAAGGAUCGCAAAACUUCAUGAAAUCGAAAAAACAAUGCCACCAAUUGAACCUGAAAGAAUUAAAGAAAUAAAAACGAAUGUGACAUCUGGUAUGGCAACAUUUACCGAUGAUGACAUUGAUGAUAUGAUUUGAUCAAAUAACUUUGAAUCAAUAAGAAUCUGACUGAUCGUUUUGGACAGAAAAUAUUGUCGAUUAUUAUAUAAUGAUGCUUCACAAUUUAACGCAUUUCCUAGUAGCAUUUCACCAGUGAGACACUUCCCAAAUUUUUAACUCUUUCAACAAAGUGUGGUAAUAUUUCAAAAUAUAUACCAAAUCAUAAUAUAUAUAAAAUCAUGUAUGGCAUUAAUGUGCGUUCGUUGUGAUAUGAAUGUUAUAAUUACCCCUGGACGUUUAACACUUGUUUAUAUUGUUAUAGGUUUCCUCUGAAUUCUUUGCAAUCAAACAAAUUUUCCAAUAAAGGGGCACUAGUAACGAGAUAUAAAAAAACAUCUAAAAUAUGAUUUUUUUGGUUCAAACAUUAAUGUAAGGGAAAUAGUCAAAUAAUAUUUCGCUUUUAGCAUCCAGAAUGGUUCAAUUUUGGCAAAAUAAGAAACAUUGAUGAUGAUUUUUUCACUUGCAUGUGAAAAAUUCGACCUCAUUGAAUCCGUAUGCAUGUGCACAUCAAUUUAGCCCCUUAGCUUGAGAUUGAUAACGCAUAAAUUGUCCGUGUUAAGUUAUUUAAAGGAAAAGAAUGUCAACAUUGAAAGUGAAACAAAGGUAAAUCAUUUGAUUGACUGAUUCGAUUCACAAAAAAAAUCAUUCUUGUAAAGGUAAAAUCAUUGAUUUUGAGCAUACAUUUUUAAUCUAUAAUAUGAAGUUACAUAGACCUGGAAAAUCAAAUUGCACGAGUUUCUUAAUCUAUUUAUAUCUAUAUUUAUGUUUCUAUCGAUUGAAUGGCCAUCGAAGGUGUUCUGAGGUCAACUUGAUAGUUAAUUAGAUGGCGUGUAAACUAAAAUACACACGAAAAUAAGCUACAUUUCAUCAAGCUCAUGGCCUGUACACUAUUUAUUUAAGACUUUCCAUAGUUUGGAUAAAUGUUUUAUAUUGUUAUAAAUCAAAUCUGAGAAUUUUAGUAAUUGGUAAACAUGAAUUUGACAGCUGGUGUCCCUUUAAAGAAAUUGCUGUAAAUGAAGUUAGAUUCUCUAUGGAAUACACAAAUUGUUGUUCCAACUGCUUGAUGAGAUAUAUCAUAGGUUUAGUGUAAAUGUAUCAGCACAUUGUUGAUAUAAAAAAAAAACAUUAGAAAAUAAAAGUGUGAUUAUA
This is a messenger RNA of Mytilus trossulus (common blue mussel), 3422 nucleotides long. RefSeq lists its product as uncharacterized. The record is from RefSeq and is a predicted model, not a curated record. Bases 142 to 1785 code for a protein of 547 amino acids. The transcript is spliced from 2 exons. NCBI's taxonomy places the organism in Eukaryota, Metazoa, Mollusca, Bivalvia, Mytilida, Mytilidae.